Molecule: messenger RNA, 2059 nt
Organism: Drosophila teissieri
Lineage: Eukaryota; Metazoa; Arthropoda; Insecta; Diptera; Drosophilidae
Gene: Cyp318a1
Product: probable cytochrome P450 318a1
Exons: 7
Coding region: 262-1911 (549 amino acids)
Molecular function (GO): monooxygenase activity; iron ion binding; oxidoreductase activity, acting on paired donors, with incorporation or reduction of molecular oxygen
Source: RefSeq, a predicted model, not a curated record
CGAACGGUUCGCCCAGCCUCGUUUUGGCCGCCUCCAUUGUAGCCACCUCCAUUGUAGCCAGCGAAUCACCAAGCCACCGGAUCACCAAGCCACCGAACCACUGAGCCAUUAAGCCACCGAAACCAUUGAGCCACUGAAACCACGUAGAUUGCAAAGUGUGCUGCCUACAAAGCACCGCAUUAGGCCGUAAAAAGCGUACUACCGCUGGCUGUGGUGUUAGUGUUAGUGAUAGUGGUAGUGGUGGUGAUAGCGACACUAGCGAUGCACCUGAACGUGGCCCUGUGGGCGUGCGGCGCCCUUCUGGCGGUGCUCCUCACCUGGCAGCAGCGCAAGUGCUGGCGGCUCAUCUGGCAGCUGAACGGAUGGCGCGGCGUCGUCCAGCAGCCAGUGCUAUGGUUCCUCCUCUGCAUCAAUCUGCAUCCAAACAGCAUUCUGGAGAAGGUAUCCCAGUAUCGUGUGUACUUCCAGCGCCCGUUGGCCGUACUCGUGGGCACGCGGGUCCUGCUCUACAUCGACGAUCCCGCCGGCAUGGAGUGCGUCCUCAAUGCGCCCGAGUGUCUGGACAAGACCUUUCUGCAGGACGGCUUCUUCGUGCGUCGCGGUUUGCUGCAUGCCAGAGGGCAAAAAUGGAAAUUGCGUAGAAAGCAGCUGAAUCCCGCCUUCAGUCACAAUAUUGUGGCCAGUUUCUUCGACGUCUUCAACUCGGUGGGCAACCAGAUAAUCGAGCAGUUUCUAUCGCAGCCCCAUCUGCAUGGACAGGCAGUCAAGUUUACGGAUGCCGAGGAUCUGCUCAGUCGAGCCGUGCUGGAGGUAUCCUGCUUGACUAUUAUGGGCACCCCAACCAACUUCACGCAAUUGGAUGACGCGCACAUUGCCCACAGUUACAAGCGCCUUUUGGAGAUCUCAGCCGUGCGGGUGGUGAAGCCAUGGCUGCAAAUACGCCUCUUGCACCGCCUGCUGGCCCCGGAACUGUACGAGGAGUCCAGAAAGUGCGCCAAAUUGCUGGAGGACUUCGUCGGCGGUAUCGUGAGGACGAAGCAUCGCAACUGGCGGCUCAGGGACGCCGUUGGUGGUGAGAAGUCUGGCGAGGAUUCGUCGUCUUGCGGCUGGCAGAGGCGCAUCUUCAUCGAGCAGAUCUUUCAACUGGCCGCCAAUGGCGAGAUGACGCUCGAGGAGAUCAUGGACGAAGCUCAGUCCAUGGUCCUGGUGUCCUUCGAGACGGUGUCCAAUAGCAUAAUGCUGGCCCUGCUCUGCUUGGCCACCAACAAGGGCGACUGCCAGCGUCGCUUGCUGGCGGAGAUCAGAGCCCUGGUGCCACCGGAUGGCACCGGGCAGGUGGCGGUCAGCUUGGAGCAGCUGCAGCAGCUGCGCUAUCUGGACGCCUUUGUCAGCGAAUCACUGCGCCUCCUGGCCACCGUGCCGAUGAACCUGCGCCACGUCAGUCGCGACUUUCAACUGGCGGGCCGGCAGCGGGAGACGAUUGUGCCCCAAAACAGCAUCGUGGUGCUGGACACCUUCAACAUGCAACGCGACGAGCGCUGGUGGGGCGCCACCGCCAAGCAGUUCGAUCCGCAGCGGUUUCUCGACCAGCAGCCGGAGCCAAGUAAUCCGGGAUCGGGAUCGGGAUCGGGAUCGGGUUCGGGAUUGGGGGAACCGAGGAGGCAGCGCGAUCGGCGACACUCCUACAGCUUCCUGCCCUUCUCCAAUGGACUGCGAUCGUGUAUCGGUCGCCGCUAUGGACUUUUCAUCAUGAAGGUGUUCCUGGUGAAGUUGGUCUCAAACUUUGAUUUCCAGAGCGAUUUCGAGCUGGAGAAGCUGCAGUUUGUCGAAAACAUAUCGCUAAAGUUCAAAAACGCCGACGACAUCUUGCUGACCAUCCAGCCACAUAACCAGUCCCAGGAGUCCACUUAAGAUCAUUGGUUUUCCCUUUUCCAAGUAAUAUAUGUAAUUUUACUUCUUUUUUUUCACUUCAUGUAUGUAAUUAGUUAUGUACAAUGUCAUGUACCAGUUAAGAUUUAAAUGUAUCUUACGCAGUCUCAAUAAAUAUCCUUUUUUUUUA